AUGCAAGCCUCGUCGACGAACCAACACAAUAACCAGCCUCUCGCCGCUGCUUUCAGUGGCGUAGCGUCAACACCGUAUUCUCUCUUCGAGAUCAGACUUGAACGCGAAUUUGUCGUCUUUUGGGGUAGUCGAUAUGAAUCAACGGAUCAACUACUCAAGGGCGUCGUAGUCCUGUGUCUACAGUCGCCGCUCAAGCUCGAUGAAGUCAGACUUCGCCUAGAUGGUACUGUACGCCAUGCAUGGCUAAACGAUCCCGGCGUGGCGCACAACACCAGCAUCAUGAAGCACAAGUGGCCCUCAUUGUUGGAAACAGGUGGCAAGACUAUCACUCUACCAGCUGGCAACUAUGAGUGGCCGUUCGAACUGAUGAUGGCGGGAGACACUUCUGAGAGCCUUGAGGGUAUCCGGGAUGCUUCCAUAACAUAUGGGUUGAGAGCGACUAUCAGCAGAGGCAAGCUUGCUCGGCAUAUCAGUUGCACCAAGAAGCUUCGAAUAAUUCGCACGUUUGCACCAACUGCCCUGGAGUUCAUGCACUCGCUCAGUCUCUUUGUCCCACUGGGAAAUCUCGCGCUUGCUUUUGUGUUCUCUUGUGUAGAUAUAGUGUCUGCUGUGCAUGCUGAACUCCUGAAACUCCACCAAAGUUACGACAAUCUUUUCAAUUUCGAGCCCUUUAACCAGUGGUGUAAAUCGGGUUUCGAGAACUAUCGAGCCGCCGAAUACAGCGGCUUUGGUCGGUAUAGAAACCGAGUAGUCGACUUUGUUGAUCCAUGUCUGCUCGACACUCAUGUUAUGCAUUCAAGACAUAGACACACAAGGCAUCAGGGUCUAUCACAAACUCAAGAUACACAUACCCAUUCGGAAUCAGGACGGGCAUGUCUCGCAUUCAACAUCUUCAUUUCACCGUCCAUCACUCUUGACGACCAAGGCAACUUGAUCGACCAAGCCCCUACUACACAAGGACCACCAAGCGAAUUAAUAGGACCGCCAGUAUAUGGAGAACACAUUCUCGACCAGUUAUACGACAGUCUGGAGGAAUGGCAGAUUCCUGGCCAAGGUAAUUACCAGGGCGAGGGAGACGGGUCUGGUACCAGCACUCCUCACCACACAGACUCGAAUGAGAGUCAGACAUACGAGACCUCCAACACAUUAGAAUCAUCACAGUCAAGCCAGAGCCACAACCCAUCUCGCAGCUCAUCCGAAACUGUAUCUACCGACCCAGAAGAAUUUGCUGAACUUAGCAAAGUUCCGACAUAUCGCACGGCGCUCCGGACUCCGUUGCAACCGCAUACCCAGCAAGGUGGAGCCCUGCCUCCUGAUUAUAGAACAGCCUCUGCAACCUCAGCGACCGAUAGUUGA
Fusarium mangiferae is the source of this 1356-nucleotide messenger RNA. RefSeq lists its product as uncharacterized. Gene Ontology annotation, cellular component: plasma membrane; cytosol; cytoplasm. Gene Ontology annotation, molecular function: ubiquitin protein ligase binding; protein-macromolecule adaptor activity. Gene Ontology annotation, biological process: ubiquitin-dependent endocytosis. Lineage: Eukaryota; Fungi; Ascomycota; Sordariomycetes; Hypocreales; Nectriaceae. The transcript has 4 exons. Bases 1 to 1356 code for a protein of 451 amino acids. The record is from RefSeq and is a predicted model, not a curated record.